This is a messenger RNA of Salvelinus fontinalis (brook trout), 1730 nucleotides long. RefSeq names its product DNA-damage-inducible transcript 4 (gene ddit4). Gene Ontology annotation, biological process: negative regulation of TOR signaling; apoptotic process; response to hypoxia. Gene Ontology annotation, cellular component: cytoplasm. Gene Ontology annotation, molecular function: 14-3-3 protein binding. The coding region runs from base 213 to 926 and encodes 237 amino acids. The record is from RefSeq and is a predicted model, not a curated record. Lineage: Eukaryota; Metazoa; Chordata; Actinopteri; Salmoniformes; Salmonidae. The transcript is spliced from 3 exons.
CAGCUUUGUCGUUGCAGAAUAUCUGCAGAGUUGAGCAGCUGUGCGAAGGGAAAAGUACAUGUAUAGUCGGCCUGGAUUGACGGGGAAGCCUUUGUCCUCAAUCUCAGCUACAACAAAAAAAUAAACGGAUUUUAACUGGACAAGCAACAUAUCUUUAACCUGAUCUAUGAUCCCUGAGACUUGGAAAGUUAUAAGAACUUGACCACUUGGAAAUGAUGCCUGCACUUCCUACAACCAUGAUGGUCCAUGACUUCGACAGCUUCAACUCAUCCCCUUCCCCAAUGGACGCCACCGCCAAACGGUCGUCAUGGGGGAAACUGGUGCAGAAGUUAACCGACUUCAGUGGAGACGGCAAUAGCAGCGGUCACAGUAUAGACUCCGACUCAGACAAUGGCAGCAGGACUGAUCUCUCAGAUUCCGGGUUUGACUUUCCCUCUAUCUCCUCAUCUGAUGACUUCGACAACAUGUUAUAUGAUGAUCUCCUCUCGAUGGAGGAGACCCUUCUGAAGGAACUUGUGGACCUAAUUGCCAGUAGCUUAAGGGAAGCCAAAGACGGUGCCCUGAGAUGUUCCAAACUACUCAUCCCUGAGAAGCUUCUAGAACACAUAGGCCAAGAGCUCCUUCACCUGGCGGCCAGCGAGCCCUGCGGCCUGAGGGGGGCUCUCAUAGACCUCUGUGUGGAACAGGGGGAGGUGUGUCAGAGUAUGGAACAGAUCGCCGUGGAUCCAUAUCUCGUCCCUACCUUCCAGCUCACACUGGUGCUGAGGCUCGAUUCUGGAGGACUGUGGCCCAAAAUCCAAGGGCUUUUCUCCACAAAGUCUCCAUCCAGUCCCGUAAAGAGACAGGCGAUUAGACUGAGCACGGGCUUCAGAGUGAUCAAGAAGAAACUGUACAGCUCUGAAGAGUUGCUCAUAGAAGAAUGCUGAAAGAAACCAAAGAGACUUUCUUUAGAUAUUUUUCUAAUAAACCUUGUUGUACCAAGUGUCCUACCUACAACGCUCAUCAGAGCCCUAGUGAUCAACAUUUUGGAUUCUAGUCAAAUGUAUGAUUUCUAGGACAUUUUCUUAACUGUUAAGAUGAGCCGCCGAUUACUUUGCUGUGUACAUGUACAUUAUUUGCGGAUUGGUGUCCCUGUGUAGGGGAGCCACAGUAAAUGGUACGUGACAAGUUAAUAAGAGAACAACAUUUGUGCUUAAGAGAAAGGAGCGGGGAGCUACAGUAAAUGGUAUGUGAGUAGUUUAGUGUGCUUAAGAGAUUGGCGUUAACCCAAACACUGAAAAUGAAGUUUCCGGCACUUUUGCAAACCACUAAUAUCUAUUUUAUAAAAGAUGGGUGGUUUGGUUUUCCAUUUAUUGUUAAAAAUGUUUACCUGUUUCUAUUGAAACCAGACAAUGGCAGCUAGCUGUAUGGUAAUGUUUGUAUGUGGCCAUUUAGAAACUGUGGUAAUAUAUAUUUUUCUUCAUGGCAAUUCAUUGUACACCAUGGUAAGGGGACCAGAUUGACAUGUUUGGCUAGAGACCAACAUUACUUACCAGUACUUGCUUCUCCGUCUGUAGCAUCCAUUCUGUGAACCACAGGUCAGUUUACUUGAUUCUUUAUUUCCAGUUUAGAAUGGUUUGUCCUCCUGCAUACUCAUCUGUGCAUCAUUUUAUUUGAUAUUCAAAUAUCCACACUGUCUUGAUACUUUCCAUUUAAUGAACUUCAGAUAAUAAAUAUUAUUUUUUACAAAA